AGUCCAGUCUGUCAGAACACUGUCGGGAUACAACAACUGACUGCAGUUGUGCUCAACACGCUGAGUCCACUGGUUGAUAGGCCGAGCAAUUCCUUAUUUGUAAAGAAAUAUCCAAUUUAAAUCCAAAACAUGUCAGAGAUCAGUGAAAUCGACGAGGGCUUUUACUCCCGGCAGCUGUACGUGUUGGGUCAUGAAGCCAUGCGCCGGAUGGGGACGGCGAACGUCCUCAUAGCAGGGCUGCAGGGCCUUGGUGUAGAAAUUGCCAAAAAUGUCAUUCUGGCUGGGGUCAAGUCCGUCACUGUCCAAGAUGAGGGCCUGGCAUCAUGGACUGACCUGUCUUCUCAGUUUUUCCUGAGCAAGUCUGACGUCGGUCACAACCGAGCCGCGCGCUCCUUAGCCAGCUUGUCGGCCUUGAACCCACGAGUGGAGGUGUCUUGCAACACCGGACCGCUGGAUGAGGAACUGCUGCUCCAAUUCCAGGUGGUGGUCCUCACUGACUCAUCUCUAGACGAUCAGAAGCGCUUUGGUGCUCACUGUCAUUUGCAUGGAAUCAAAUUCAUUGUGGCAGAUACCCGAGGACUCUGUGGGCAGCUCUUCUGUGAUUUUGGGGAGAAGUUUGAGGUCUUGGACAGUGAUGGGGAGGUGCCUGUGUUGGCCCUGAUAGAGCACAUCACCAAGGCUAAUCCAGGGGUGGUGACUUGCAUUGGUGAACAGAGGCAUGGACUUGUAGAUGGCUCCACGGUUUCCUUCUCUGAAGUUGGCGGCAUGGCGGAGCUGAACAGCAUCAGACCUGUGGAGAUCAGAGUUCUUAGCCCCACUGCGUUCAGUAUUUGUGACACUUCGGGGUUUUCUGCGUAUGAACGGGGUGGCGUAGCAACUGAAGUCAAACUACCUCUUACGCUACAGUUUAAAUCCCUGGACGAUGCUUUUUCGGACCCUCAGCUUCUGGUAAUGACUGAUUAUGGGAAAAUAACAAGACAUCAAACCCUGCAUUUGGCCUUUAGGGGCCUCCAUCAUUUUGUGAAGCAAGAACAGCGACUUCCUAAGCCUUGGUCUCAGUCCGACGCAGACGUGCUACUCGCCAUAGUGAGAGAGCUGGAUGCCGUUAGCCCUCUGGAAAAGUUGGAUGAGGCUGUGGUGCGAAGCCUCUCAUACACUGCCCAGGGGCGCUUGGCUCCAGUCAAUUCCUUCAUCGGAGCAGUGGCAGCACAGGAAGUUAUGAAGGCAUGCAGUGGGAAGUUCACCCCUCUUCAACAGUGGCUGUAUUUUGAUGCACUGGAGUGCCUCCCUGAAGACCUUGAUGGACUCAGGGAACAACUGACAGAGAGUGCCUUUUCAACAAAAGGGACCAGAUAUGAUGGGCAGAUCGCUGUGUUUGGAUCGACCUUCCAGGAGAAGCUUGGGAAGCAGAAAUACUUCAUGGUCGGAGCUGGUGCUAUAGGCUGUGAGGUCCUUAAAAACGUUGCCCUUGUUGGCUUGGGUGCUGGAGAACGAGGACAGAUCACUGUAACGGACAUGGACUCCAUAGAAAAGUCCAACUUGCAUCGCCAGUUCCUGUUUAGAUUUGAAGACAUUGGGAGGCAGAAAUCGGAAGUCGCUGUGCAGGCCGUCCAGGUAAUGAACCCGCAUAUGAACAUCACAGCUCACCAGAACCGUAUGGACGAAGACAGCGAACGAGUGUAUGGUUCCCGCUUCUUGGAGGGUUUGGAUGGGGUGGUUGCAGCCGUUGAUAAUGUGGAAGUCAGGGUCUACAUGGACGGGCGCUGUGUCCAGCACAAGAAACCCAUGCUGGAGGGCGGGACCCGUGGAGGUCAGGGCUCUACCGUGGUGGUGGUGCCCCACCUCACGGCGUCCUACGGACCAGCCCCCUCAGGUGUGGAGAAGGCCAUCCCGCUCUGCACGCUCAAGAACUUCCCCCACCGCAUUGAGCACACCCUGCAGUGGGCCAGAGACCAGUUUGAGGGGCUGUUUAAGCAAAUUCCAGAAAAUGUGAAUCUCUACUUGAGUGAUGAAUCGUUUGUGAAGCGAACGCUGGGUCACGGCGAGGCGGAGGCCUUGGAGGUUCUGCAGGGAGUGUGGAGCAGCAUCGCCGACGGAGCAGCCGGGGGGCAGCGUCCAGAAAUCUGGAAAGACUGUGUACGGUGGGCACGUUCCCAGUGGCGGACCCUCUACAACAACAAUAUCCAGCAGAUGUUGCAUUGUUUCCCCCCUGAGCAGCUGACCAGCUCUGGUAUGCCAUUCUGGUCAGGAACCAAGAGAUGUCCUCAUCCGCUGACCUUUGACCCUGACAACGCUACCCACAUGGACUACAUGAUGGCAGCUGCCAACUUGUACGGGCAAAUCUAUGGGAUCAAAGGGACAAGGGACCAUGCUGCUAUCAGAGAGGUCUUAGAGAACAUUCAUUUUCCCUCUUUCGCCCCCACGUCCUCUGUGAAGAUCCAUCUCACCGACAAGGAGAUGGAGGAUGAUAAAAAGACCCAAAUUGGCGAUGCUGACAAGACCCGUCUGGAGGAGUUGAAAGAAAAGUUGGCCUCUCCCUCGCUGAAGAGCCGAGCCAUGCAGAUGCACCCCAUCGACUUUGAGAAGGAUGAUGACAGUAACUUCCACAUGGACUACAUUGUUGCUGCAUCCAACUUGAGAGCGGAGAACUACGAGAUCCCUGCGGCUGACCGGCACCAGAGUAAGCGCAUCGCAGGGAGGAUCAUCCCAGCCAUAGCCACCACCACAGCCGCAGUGGCAGGCCUGAUGUGUCUGGAGAUGUAUAAGUUGGUGCAAGGCCACAAGAAGAUCGAAUCCUACCGCUCGGCCUUCUUUAACCUGGCCGUGCAGCAUUUUGUCAUGUCCAAGCCCUGCAGGCCCCAGCACUUCACUGUUGCAGGAAAGGAGUACACCAUUUGGGACGACUUCCUGGUUGAGGGCAGACGUGAAGGUCGAAAGGAAAUGACCCUGGGAGAGCUGCUCCAGUAUGUCAAGGAACAACAUAGCUUGGAGGUCACCAGUCUCUUUUACGGGACUGCUCUCUUGUACGACCAAACGAGAGAUGAUCACAAGGAGAGGCUGAUGCAGAGUGUGUCUGAAGUGGUGGAGCGUGUCACCAAGGGCAAUAUUCCUCAACACCUGGAGAUGCUGGAGAUUGUUCCCUCAUUUGCCGAAGACGAGAGCUGUGAGAAAGUCCCGCCAAUCAAGUAUCUGCUCCGCUCAUAGCAGCCAGAGGAGGGUGUCUCAGAAUGCAGAAGUGGACCGCUUCAGCCCGACCUAGCCCCCCCCAAAGGGGGAUGGCGCGUCAGAAUUUUUUAUGUUCUAAGGAAUUUUCACCAGUAUUGAUAUCUAAAUUGUCUUUUCCGACAGUGUGCUGAUGCAUUUCCUGUUCUUUCUCUCCAGAACUGCUUUUGCCAUCUGUCAGGGCUUAGUUUGCUUUAAAAAUAAUCACCUUCUGACAAUAUAACAUAAACAUGAUUUUAUUGUAGUAUCCAUUAUUACCAAAUAUCUGAGAUCUGAGGACUGGUGCAUCGUAGCACACCCUGGUUGACGGGCUGUUGUUACUCACGCCAUCUUUCUCGGAUACCCCCGCAGGAAAGGAGCCGGGAGGCUCUCAGGGCAUGAGAGAAGGUGUUGAUCGUAACCUCCAUACCUCUUACCCACCAUAGUGUGCAUGUUACACAGCUCCUGCAGCUGCUCCCACCAAGUAUUACGAUAUGUAAAAACAAAUGCCCUGUUCUUAGGUCAGGUUUUGCUUUUCCAUUUAACUGCACGAGUAAAGGGAACCGUUUUUACAGGGUAAAGACUGGGUUAAUGAGCCAGGAAGUAUACUGCACCAGGCCGUAUGUGUCUCAGAAUAAAUGAUGUGAA
Molecule: messenger RNA, 3849 nt
Organism: Lampris incognitus (smalleye Pacific opah)
Lineage: Eukaryota; Metazoa; Chordata; Actinopteri; Lampriformes; Lampridae
Gene: uba7
Product: ubiquitin-like modifier activating enzyme 7
Exons: 24
Coding region: 130-3204 (1024 amino acids)
Biological process (GO): protein sumoylation
Cellular component (GO): SUMO activating enzyme complex; cytoplasm
Molecular function (GO): SUMO activating enzyme activity
Source: RefSeq, a predicted model, not a curated record